CCAGCCACCUCCUCUCCCUCCCCUUCGGCGUGAGGCCGUGAGGUUUUAGCACGCCUCCGCCUCCACUCCGCUUCCGCCUCCACGCCCGAGCUGGGAAGUGAAGUAGAGGAAGGGGGAGAGAGCUCUAGCUCGAGGAGGGGAGGAGAUGGGGAAGAAGCAGAAGAAGCCUGGGAAGGGGAAGGAGAAGACGGAGCGGAAGACGGCCAAGGGCGAGGAGAAGCGCGCCCGCCGCGAGGCCCGCAAGGUCGGCGAGGAGGACGACAUCGACGCCAUCCUCAGGAGCAUACAGAAGGAAGAGGCGAAGAAGAAAGAGGUCCAUGUGGAGGAGAAUGUCCCUGCACCAUCUCCUCGGUCUAAUUGCUCGCUUACUAUAAACCCGUUGAAAGAGACAGAACUGAUUCUAUAUGGGGGAGAGUUCUACAAUGGUACCAAGACCUUUGUUUACGGUGAUCUAUAUCGCUGUGAUGUAGAGAAAAACGAGUGGAAGUUGGUAUCUAGCCCUAACAGUCCACCUCCAAGAAGUGCUCACCAGACAAUAGCCUGGAAGAACAACAUAUACAUGUUUGGUGGGGAAUUCACUUCACCAAACCAAGAACGUUUUCAUCAUUACAAGGACUUUUGGACGUUGGAUCUGAAAACAAAUCAAUGGGAGCAAAUUCUUGCCAAGGGCUGUCCAAGUGCACGGUCAGGACACAGGAUGGUUCUUUACAAGCACAAAAUUGUGCUAUUUGGUGGUUUUUACGAUACUCUUAGGGAAGUGAGGUACUACAAUGAUCUGCAUGUUUUUGAUUUAGACCAUUUCAAGUGGGAGGAAAUCAAGCCUCGCCCUGGGUGCCUGUGGCCAAGUCCAAGAAGUGGCUUUCAGCUUGCUGUUUACCAAGAUCAGAUAUAUCUAUAUGGUGGAUAUUUUAAAGAAGUUUCUUCUGACAAAGAAAAAGGAACAGUUCAUGCAGAUAUGUGGUCUCUUGACCCUCGUACUUGGGAGUGGAAUAAGGUUAAGAAGGCUGGGAUGCCGCCUGGUCCCAGAGCUGGGUUUUCAAUGUGUGUGCACAAGAAAAGGGCUGUUCUUUUUGGCGGUGUGGUAGAUAUGGAAGUUGAAGGCGAUGUCAUUAUGAGCAUGUUUAUGAAUGAGCUGUAUGGUUUCCAAUUGGAUAACCACCGUUGGUAUCCACUAGAGCUCAGAAAAGACAAGCCUGCUAAAAAUAAGACAAAGGAUAUCAAAAGGAAAGAGUCAACAAAUGAUGUAGAAGCUAAUGUUGAUAAUGAGGGUGAUGAGGUCAUGGAGGACGUAGAAGAAGCUAUUGGAGGACAACCUGAAGUCCUUGGAGUUUCUAAUCAGUUGACCAAGAGUCUGAGCAUCACUAAAGCUGGGUCAAGCAAAAGCUCUGAUGUUCUCUCUGAUUCGAUAACACAGGAAGCACCACCCGAGGCGGUGAAGCCCAGUGGUCGAAUCAAUGCAUGCAUGGCUGUAGGGAAAGAUAUGCUCUACUUAUAUGGAGGAAUGAUGGAAGUGAAAGAUAGAGAAAUUACUCUCGAUGAUCUAUAUUCACUUAACCUUAGCAAACUUGAUGAGUGGAAGUGUAUCAUACCGGCAUCGGAAUCUGAAUGGUUAGAAAUUUCUGAGGAUGAGGAUGAUGACGAUGACGAUGAAGCUGAUGAUAAUGAAAAUGAUAGUGAGGGGGAUGCUAGCCAGACAGAUGAAGAUGAAGAGUCUGAUGAAGAUGCUGCAAAGAACGUGUCUAGUGCUGUUUCUCUCCUGAAGGGUGAAAGUAAGACCAUGCGUAGAAAAGAGAAGCGUGCUCGGAUAGAGCAAAUCAGAGUCAUCCUUGGCCUUUCUGAUUCUCAAAGGACUCCAGUGCCUGGAGAAUCAUUGAAAGAUUUCUACAAGAGGACAAAUAUGUACUGGCAAAUGGCUGCCUACGAGCACACUCAACACACCGGAAAGGAGCUCCGGAAAGAUGGUUUCGAUCUUGCGGAAACUCGAUUCAAGGAACUGAAACCAAUACUCGAUGAGCUGGCCGUACUGGAGGCUGAACAGAAGGCGGAGGAAGAGGCCAGUGGAUCUACUAGUUCUAAUUUCAAGAGGGACACCAAGAAAGGCAAGCAGAAGAGCGCAGGAAGAUAGUUUUGGCUUCUCGCCAGUGUUUUAGCAAAAAAGACAGUUUUGAAUGAGUGCUCAAGUCCCGCUUAAUUAUUUCAUGAAUUUUACGUUACGAACCCAAGCAGACAAAAAUUGAUAUAUAUUUUUUUAAUGGUACUUGUAAAGUUGUACUUGUGUUCAAUUUCGAAUUCAUGUGCAUUGGCUGAGAAUUAAUCA
Molecule: messenger RNA, 2317 nt
Organism: Panicum virgatum (switchgrass)
Lineage: Eukaryota; Viridiplantae; Streptophyta; Magnoliopsida; Poales; Poaceae
Product: kelch domain-containing protein 4
Exons: 20
Coding region: 146-2125 (659 amino acids)
Molecular function (GO): protein binding
Source: RefSeq, a predicted model, not a curated record